UAAAAUAGAAAUAGGGGCCUGGAAAAUGGCCGGCGACAGCGGCACGUACGAAGUGGUGACCGGCCGGUAUUUAAAGGACAGGGAUGAGCCGCCUUUCCCCGGCGCCGAGAGAGAGAGAAGAAGAGGCGGCGGCGGCGGCGGCGGCAGCGGGGAGCAGGGGAAGGGCGACGAAGAUGAGGAGGAAGAGGAGGAGGAGGAGGAAGAAGAAGAUUCUGGAAGGAAGCUCCUCGCCGCCUCCUCCUCCUCCUGGGCGGCCUCCGGCUACGAGCUGAUCGACGGCACCUGGUAUCGCAAGAGGCUGGAGAGAGGGGCGACCAGUUACACCGAGGUGCUGCUGGGCGCCGCCGACGAGCAGAGGCGGGCUGUCAUCGCCGCCUUCCACCAGCAGCCAGCCCCCGGGCACCGCCACUGCACCAUGGAGGAGACCUACAAAAAUGUUUCAGAGAACUACUGGUGGGAAGGAAUGUUUCCAGACAUCAGAGACUACGUCCAGGGAUGCAAUCAGUGUAAAGAUGGGAAAGCGCAUCCUCUAAUUUCAGAAGAAAAGCAUAUAACUCGUGAAUUGCCUACACACUGUACCAAAGUGCUUGAGAGAUUGAACAGUCAACGCUCUAAAGGCCUUUUUUGUGAUGUAACUUUGAUAGUGGAGAAAACAUCCUAUCCAGCUCAUCGUGCUGUGUUAGCAGCUGUUAGUGAAUACUUCCAGGAUCUGUUUUCAGAGAAAGGAUCUACUUCUAAUAAAAUUGUGGAUUUGAAAGGUUUCAGCAGCAAGAGUUUCCUUCCACUAUUGGAAUUUUCCUACACAUCUUCGUUGUCCCUAAAACCAGAUUAUUUUGCUGAGACAUCUGCUCUAGCCAGGCACCUGCGGAUUUGGGAAGUGGUUGAGAUGUGUGCAGCAUUGUACCAAUUGCAUGGAACAGGGAACAGUAAAGCACACAAGGCGGAAGGUAGCAAAGAAGAAAAAAAGGAAUUUCCUUCGUUUGAAGUUUUUAUUGAUCAUUCUUUAACUGGACCUAGACAGCAUGUUUCAGAUAUUUGCUAUAAGUUCGGUCAGUUAGAAGAUGGUACAACACAACAGAAACUGGAUGUUUUUACUGCAAAACCGCAUUCAGCAGUGAGUCAAGGAGAAACAAAAGUCUCAGAUUUUACUAUUAAACUUCAAGAAAUGCAGCCAAGACUUUUCAAAGACAAAGUGGUACCAGUACAUUCUGAAACUUCUGUCGAUAGCCUUGGAAUGGAGACAUUGGAAAGUCCUAGUAGACGAUUUAAAUUAUUAGGCUUUUAUGAUAAAACUCCAUCUAAAAUCCUCUCAAAAGUUAAAACACUUGUCCCACAAAGAUGUUCAUCUGCAAAUAAGGCAUUGAGUAAUAUUCCUAAUUCUUUAGACCUGAAAUUUGCUGGCAUGUCAAGAAAUGCUGGCCAUCAAAGAAAAUGCAGCUUUGAGAAAACUCCUGUAAAGUCUAAACCGCGUACAAGAAUGUCAAAGCAUUUGGAUCAUAACAUUGUAAGCACUCAGGACAACUCUGGUUGUAAAGGGGUGAGCACACUUCUCCGAUCACCUGUUAGACAAAUGACCACUGAAGAAGAACUUUAUUCUCCUAACACAACCGAGAAGUACAAACUGCUUAGCGUAUUAGGGUUGCGGAGAAAAACUUCUGUUACUGAUGGUGAAGAACAGGCUGGUUGGAAACAAAAAAGGAGACUUCGACAGGCUAAAAUAAAAAAUUAUUCACUGCUUACUGGAACAAAGAGAAGAAAAAUAGACAUUGCAAAAACUCAAUUGCAAGAAGACCAGGUUAAAGCAAAAGCACUUACCAACUGCUUUGUUGUCAUUGAAAAGAUUCUACCACCAGUACAGAAACAAAAAGGAGACAAUCAAAACUUAAACAAAAAAUUUCUUGCACUAAACAAACCUUCAAGUCAUAAAAAUAGUGUGUCUCAGGGUCAUACCAAAAAGAAAAUGGUUUGCAUUCCACCUAAAACACAAAUAAGUAAUCCUAAAACUCGAGGGCGAUUCAGUUGUCUUGACAAGAAAACCCAACAAGGAAAUAAAUGUACUAAAGGCAGUAGCAGGAGAAACGGUCCUUUAGCAAAAAAUUCACAACCGUGCAAAACAAAUCUCCAUAUUUCCACAAAAGUUCCAAAAAAUGGCGAAAAGCUUUCUGUCAUUUCUGCAGAGCAAAAAGCAGUGUUAUCAAAAUCUCAGGCAAGUGACAACAAGGAUACAGAAGGGAGCCCACUGACUAGAAGAAGCAGAAGGUGUGCCACUCAUAAAAGUGUAAAAAGUUCUUCCUUACUAGGAAGCACAACAUGUAAGGUGUCACCUUGCCUGACAGAUCAUGGGCAAAGUGGCAGACAGAAGACCAGACAGUCAUGUGAUUCAACUAUGAAUUGUAGAAAGUGUAAGUUAAUGAUGCAAAGUUGUCCAAAAAAUACUGCUCUUAGAAGAUGUGUAUCUAAAAGAACACUACCAAGGCAUUUUAUAUCAUUAGUGCAGACUGAGAAACCAAUUAAGUCAUUUUCUGAUGACACUUGUGUGGCUGUGUCAUCCAAAAGUAAAAUGGGACAAGUUCUAGAUGAAAAUCCUUUAAACCAGUUAUCUACAAAAACAUGGGUAGAUAAUGUUGGAAAGUAUGAAGGGAAAAAACUAGUUCCAAAUGUUUACCAAAAUACUCCUGGAGGAGGAGAUGAGCAGAAGGCAACAACUCAACUAGAUAGGAAGCCAAUAGGAAAUGACCAGCCUAUUUCAUCACACUUGAGGUCUAAACAAGAGACAAAGAAUCAAGAACAGUUAACUGCAUUCAAGGAUCCAGGGAAGCAGACUAGGACCUCUAUAAGUGAAGCACAGCAAACCAGAAGAAAAGUAAAAAACACCGGUUGUCGAUCUUUAGAUGCUGAAAACCAAAAUUUGGGUGCUUUUUUGCACAGUAUACCAACAGUUGGAAGUAUUCCUGUGCUGGGUAAAAGGAAACGCAUACCUACACAAAAACUGAUCGAAGCUGGAUUUUCGUUUGGAUUUUUUAUGUCUCCUCAACGUAAGGAAAAAACUAACAAGCUACCCCACCGAACUAACAGUAAACAAUUUGAUUUGUCUCCUAGUCGCACACUAAAGAGCAACCGUGCAGCUAAAGCAAAGGUGGUUGUGGAAGCAAAUUCUAAAAUGGCCAUUUCUGUCAAACGCACACCGGUCAAUAGAAGACUGAAUUGUUGCUCAACUGAACCUAGCUUUGGAAGAAAGUCAUCGUGCUCAGAAAUUUCAGAGAGGAUGAAAAGAAGUGCAGCAGCAAAGAUAAAGAAAUUUAAACCUGUUGGCUUGUAUGGAAAGAAGCUAAUAAAUUUGAACAUUAAGAGCACACUGGGGAAAAAAAAGGCAAGAUAUGCUCAUGUUAACACUAUAAAGAAAGAUAAACAACUGUCUACCUCGCAGAAGGCAAUAAAGUUGCAAAGAGUAACCAGUGCUAGUCUGAAGCUCAUAGACUCCACGGACCUACCAAAGAAUUUACGGGGAGCUGCAAAAAUCCUGAAGAAAAUACAGCCAAAAGUUAAUUCAACAUUAAAACUGACAACAAGAAGAGAAUCCGUUGCUGGACAAAAAGUGAAAAAGACCAAAGCUUCAGAAUCUCAUACCUGCUAUGAAUGUAGCACAACAUUCACAAAUUGUGACUCUCUGUUUGUGCACAGAGUGAAACACCUUAAGGGAAAAAACUGGCGGUGUCUGUUGUGUGAUAAAUCGUUCUUUCGCCAGAAGAAUAUCCAAGUUCAUCUUCGUUGUCAUAGUGAGAAGCUGUACAAAUGUAAACAAUGCAUUACAGAAUCAAAGAAAACAAAGUCAUUUCAGUCCAAGCGAUGAGAAUUACUCGAAUGGAGUAUGGGCCAGGAGUUCUAAUGGCAAUAGCUGUGAGCUGGAGACUGAAACUAAUUCAUUUUAAUACAUCCAAAUUUAUUCCACCAUUCAAAAAUACAGGAAUUAUGAGAAGAUGGGCUGAAUUUCAUGUACACCCUGGUGCUUACAUUUCCAUGAGUAGAUAAAAUUGAACCUCGAUCAACUUAAUCAUCCCUCAGUGAGCAAAACUGUUUGUGAAGCAAAAUACUCCCCCUCCCAAAAAAAAUUCAAGCCAUUUUAAAAUUAUGUACUUAACUCUUAGCGUGCUAUCUUCUGAAAGUAGGGUGAUCAAUUCCCAAAAAUGAAAUCUCAUUUGACUGUACUUACCUUGACUACAGCACUCUUUUUUUAACCCUGUGGUCAAGUUAAUCUGGGAUGGAUUAAAACUGUGCCUUUGCAAUUAAUUGUGUACAAUAUAAAAAAUAUGGUGGUUAGUAAAGUCCCUCAGUGGGCAUAAAACAAAAAUACAAAUGAUUUCUAUGCACUGGAGCUUGGAAACUAGUAAAUUGGUAGAAUAGGAAUUUUAUUUGGUGUUUAUCUGUGGUUAUAGUCAUGUACUUGCUGAUGUAACCAUUACUGCUACAAUGAAGCAAUUGUGCAAAACACUGUAAUGUUUUGUAGAUAACUGGAGAUAAUUACUGUUGUAAAUAUUGCAGAAAAAUGUAUGUUCAGUCUAUAUUUAAAAGAAUGUGGUUGCCCAAUCAACUGUCUACACUUAACUCCUAAAUAGUGAACAAUCUUAUUUCAUUCAUGCUAUAAAUUUAUAUUUAUGAAACUUAAUGUAUAACUGUAGUUUUCACUACUUGAAUAUUUUUAAGACAUGCCCUUGAUGUAAAUGAAACUGAUGCAUGUUUUGUCUCAAAUAGAAGUGUACCAGCUAUUUUUAAUAAGCGAACUUUUUGAAUUUUUGCAAAAGGGUGCUUACUGUUUUAAGCCGUGAACAGAAGUUUUAAACAGAAAAGGCCAGUUAAGGUUUUGGGAAGCUUUUUCAUUCAGUCUAACCAGUUCAGUAGUAUUCCCAGCCCUCUGAGCCUACGCGCAAGCACAUGUCCGUGUGCGCACACGCGCACACACACUUUCUCUCCCACUCAGGUUUUGUUCAGCUGGAUGCAUUUUAGAAAAUUCAUUAAGAUGCAAGUUCGAAUUUUUGUAACAUUUCCACCUGCAUAAUUUCUUACAAUUUUUUGGAAAGCAGAUUAGCAAUUUUUAAUAUUUUAAUUGAGAUUAAAAAUCAUUGCUUGUCCGGAACAAUCCCCUCAUCUCAGUGUCAUCUUGAUUUUUAAAGAUGUUGAAACUAGCUAGGAAACUUGAACCAUUUGUACUGAGGAACGGGGGUUAAUUCUAAAUAAAGUCUUUGCACCAUAUAAUAAAAACAAGAAAUGCUGGAAAUCCUCAACAGAUUAGGCAAUAUCUAUGAAGAGAGAGCUGAUGUUUCAACUGAUAAAAGGUCAUCUGGACCUGAAACGUCAAUUUUGUUUCUCUCCACAGAUGCUGCCCGACUUGCUUGCUGAGCAUUUCCAGCAUUUUUUGCUUUUAUUCCUGAUUUCUGACAUCUGCAGUGUUUUACUUUUGUAUUAAAGUAUUUGCACCAUUGCUCACUCAUGUGGGUCUAGUUUCCAGCCAGUUAUAUUAUCUUGAACAUCAUUUGCUGUGCCCCUUUUUGCAUUGUUCUAGUUUCUAAUUAGACCACACUCUAAAUCAACUUAUUUGCGCAACAGGCAGUCUUGUGAAGGGGGAAAUGAGAUUGAGCCUCAUAGAAAUUGGAUCUGUAUCAACAAUUUGUUUAAAAAUUGCCUCAGCUGAAGUUACAUUAAAUCAAAAUUAUUUUACAGUCUAUUUAGUUUGCUUUUAAAGCAAAUAAUGCAUUUUUAGCUUUUACUUUGUCAAGCUACGGGUAGCUGCUUAGACCAUUAAAAGGGGAUAGGAUGGCCUUUUAAUUUGAAAUCUUUAAUUCCAAUUGAUUGGAUUAAUUGAGCAAAAGAAAACUUAGUGGCAUAAGUUACUUUUUGGUUCCAAAGGCUAUAUUAGAAACCCUCCUGACAUCAUGUGUUGGUUGUACUUUAAGCUAAAUUUUAUUUGAAGGGAAAGUUACCUGAAUAGUCAAAACACAAAUGCUGAACAAAGUGACACAUGUGCUUUUUAACAUGAUAAAUAUACCUCCAGUUUAUCGUGUUUUUUUCUCCUUUAGUCUCAGGUUCAGUAUAUUCUGUUACAGGGCUUUAUAAUAAAAAAAAACCUUAAAUUUAAGCCACAAUUUAUGUAAAAAAAAUUGUUCUUAUUGUAACUGGUGUGUUCCUAAUGCACUCUGCUUUCUUUUAACCGUUUUUUCUGGGAAUAAUGAGUACAUUAUUCUUGUAUGUAAUGAUGUGCUACCGUAUGGUGGCUUAGUUCCUUACAAAAAAUAACUCCCUUGAACUGAGAUUGAAUUUGGUUCCCAUUCCAAAUAUUUUAAACUUUCUAGGAAUGUAAAUUUUGUAUGAAUGUUAACAUCUGAAAUUUUGUACAUAAAAAAUUUUAACGAGUUUUACAGAGUUGAGGUUUUUAGAAUAUAGAUUUGAAAACCCCAAUGAAAGAUGAAUGAAAUGGUUUUUAUUUUACUAUUUUGUAAUUUAACUUUUGGCAGGUAGAUUCAGAAUAGAUUUUUAAGUAAUGAAAAAUUUUGAUCUAAUAAGGUACUUGUUACUAUGUAUGUUUCACAGAUUUAUGUAUGUGAUUUUCACCAUUUUUAAUAAAGGUAUAUAUGUAAUGGUGUAUUUACCUGUUGCACACACUGUUCAAGUGCUAUUUGCUACUUUUCGUAAAAACAUAUGGGACUUCACUUUUACCUCCACUACAUCUUUGUUCAUACUUAUGCAAUUAUAUAACAGCUGUAAAAUAUGAAAAUGGAAUUGUAAUUUUUUAACUUUGCUUUACAUUUGCUGAGUAGUAUAAAAACACCUUGUAAAUACAACCAUAAUGUGAAGAUAUCCACAGAGUAAAGUAAGACUUCAGUUAAAUAUUUGCAUAUAGUUUCUGUAGCUAGUUUUAGUGAAGUGAAAGUUGCCAUAUCCUCAUAAUGGCAGAAUAUAUUUUGACCUAUUUGUGAACUUGGUUUCCAGAUGGAAGCUGAUCCCUGUCUAGUUGUUUACUUUGUUCCUUUUGUUGAGUGUAUAGAACCAAUAAACAUUUUCCUGAA
Carcharodon carcharias (great white shark) is the source of this 7058-nucleotide messenger RNA. RefSeq lists its product as uncharacterized. The record is from RefSeq and is a predicted model, not a curated record. Gene Ontology annotation, molecular function: RNA polymerase II cis-regulatory region sequence-specific DNA binding; protein binding; DNA-binding transcription factor activity, RNA polymerase II-specific. Gene Ontology annotation, biological process: regulation of transcription by RNA polymerase II. NCBI's taxonomy places the organism in Eukaryota, Metazoa, Chordata, Chondrichthyes, Lamniformes, Lamnidae. The coding region runs from base 26 to 3850 and encodes 1274 amino acids. The transcript is spliced from 7 exons.